Molecule: messenger RNA, 1707 nt
Organism: Cladophialophora yegresii CBS 114405
Lineage: Eukaryota; Fungi; Ascomycota; Eurotiomycetes; Chaetothyriales; Herpotrichiellaceae
Exons: 5
Coding region: 1-1707 (568 amino acids)
Biological process (GO): transmembrane transport; carbohydrate transport
Cellular component (GO): membrane
Molecular function (GO): carbohydrate:proton symporter activity
Source: RefSeq, a predicted model, not a curated record
AUGGCUCCCAAUGAUCCCCAGGCCGCCCGGACGAAGGGUCUGGUGGGCAAGCCGCUAUUGUAUUUUACCAGUGUAUUCGUGUCUCUUGGUGUGUUUCUUUUUGGAUAUGAUCAAGGCGUCAUGUCGGGCAUAAUAACUGGACCCUUCUUCAGAGAUGCCUUCAACCAGCCUGGACCCGCCGAGGUAGGCACGAUGGUUGCGAUUCUGGAGAUAGGCGCUCUCAUCGCAUCAUUGUGUGUUGGACGCAUUGGUGAUAUCAUUGGACGCCGGCGUACCAUCCUUUACGGAUCGAUGAUAUUCUUUGUGGGCGGAAUGUUACAGACAUUCGCCAACGGCAUGCCGAUGAUGAUGGUUGGAAGGCUGAUUGCAGGUCUGGGAGUUGGUGCUCUCUCGACCAUUGUGCCCGUCUACCAAUCCGAGAUCAGCCCGCCCCAUAACAGGGGCAAGCUUGCCUGUAUCGAAUUUACAGGCAACAUCACCGGAUACGCUGCGAGCGUCUGGGUGGACUACUUCUGCAGCUUCAUCCAAAGCGACUUCUCGUGGAGAGUACCCUUGCUGAUGCAAUGUCUCAUGGGUGCGCUUCUCGGAUUUGGCAGUCUGAUUAUCUGUGAAUCUCCUCGAUGGCUCCUGGAUAACGACCAUGACGAAGAGGGCAUCGUCGUCAUUGCCAACCUCUACGGGAAAGGCGACAUCCACAACCCGAAGGCUCGCCAAGAAUACCGUGAGAUCAAGAUGAACGUUCUCUUGCAGCGCCAAGAAGGGGAGAGGUCGUACGCGGACAUGUUCAAACGAUACUCUAAGCGCGUCUUCAUUGCCAUGUCGGCCCAGGCGUUCGCACAACUCAACGGCAUCAAUGUCAUUUCCUAUUAUGCACCAUUGGUGUUCGAAUCGGCAGGCUGGGUCGGACGAGACGCUAUCCUCAUGACGGGCAUCAACGCAAUUACAUACCUGGCGUCUACCGUUCCACCCUGGUACUUGGUCGAUAAGUGGGGGAGACGACCAAUCCUCCUGUCUGGGGCGGUGGCAAUGAUUAUUUCCCUCUCAUUGAUCGGGUACUUUAUCUUCAUCGACGUGCGGUGGACUCCGACACUGGUGGUAAUAUUUGUGAUGAUUUACAACGCAGCAUUCGGAGCCAGUUGGGGACCUAUUCCUUGGCUAUACCCUCCAGAGAUCCUGCCUUUGAGCAUUCGGGCCAAAGGUGCGAGUCUGAGCACGGCCAGCAAUUGGGCAUUCAACUUCCUGGUGGGCGAACUCACGCCCGUACUUCAGACGACAAUCAAGUGGCGGCUGUAUCUCGUGCAUGCCUUCUUCUGUGCCGUCAGUUUCGUUCUCGUCUAUUUUGUGUAUCCAGAGACGGCAAAUGUGAGGCUCGAAGACAUGAAUGCGCUAUUUGGGGACGCAACUACGGCGAUGCCAACACCUGCGACACAGGCGGAACGAGGCUCCCUCAUGGGUGUGGGGUCACCAUCAUCCAUCGAUAUCAGACAGGGUGCCCCUCAGCCCGGAGUCUUUUCAGCGGACGCCGCAAUUCCCGGUCUUGAUAUAGAUCCUCCAGAUAUCCACUUGGAUGCCAAUGGCAAGCCUCGAGGACGAAGUCAGAGCACCCAGGAAGGCCUCGGAGGCUGGAUUGGCCGUAUGGUUUCCAGAUCACGGCAAGAAAGCGGUUCUCGUGGACAAUAUGGGAAGGUCGGACAAGAUGAGGAUUGA